Molecule: messenger RNA, 1329 nt
Organism: Bathycoccus prasinos
Lineage: Eukaryota; Viridiplantae; Chlorophyta; Mamiellophyceae; Mamiellales; Bathycoccaceae
Exons: 1
Coding region: 1-1329 (442 amino acids)
Biological process (GO): phosphatidylcholine biosynthetic process
Source: RefSeq, a predicted model, not a curated record
AUGAGAAACAGACUGCAACGCGCGCUGUCCUCCUCCAAGAACGAGAAAAACGACGGGUUCGAGGGUGGUGGUGGUGGUGGUGAGAAAAACGGGGGGACUUUGAGUCGAGAAGGGGGUUUCGAAGAUGAUGAGGAUGAGGAUGAUUUGCAAAGGGUAAAUCAACAAAAAUCCUUAACAGGAGGGUCGCCGAAACGGAAUCGAGGACCGAAGAAAAUGGUAAGGAAAACCAUCGAGAAGACGAAAUCGGUGGCGAGGAAACGAAUCACGGGAGAUCCAAACUAUCGGAUACGAGAUUUUCUGAAAGUUCCAAAGACGAUCAAGACGGUGGAUAAAGUCGCGUUCUUCUCGGGCGUGUUCGGGUUGUUAACCACGGAAGCGGUGGCGGUGAAGUAUCCGGAAAAGUUUUGGGUGUUUUAUUGCUACGCGAUGCCGAUCUUACUGUUAACGAGGAUGGUGUAUUACGUGCAACUCAAGUGGCAAUACUUUAUGAUGGAUUUUUGCUACUUUUCGCACGCGGCAACGAUGUAUUUUCAUUUGUACGAUUACGGGAACGUGAAAUUGUACCGAACUAUUUUUACGUUUUCGAAUGGACCGAUAUUGAUUGCGAUUCCGAUUUGGAGAAAUUCGCUCGUGUUUCACUCGUGGGAUAAAGUCCAAUCGGUUUUUCUUCAUUUAUGGCCGGCGGUAUUGACGUGGUGUGGACGAUGGUACGGCCAUGGCGACGACGAGAAAAGAUUGGACGUCGCCGAGUUGACCUUGGACGCGUAUAAACACUACACGAAGGAGUUUUGGAUUUACCCGAUGACGUUAUACAUCGUCUGGCAGGUAGCGUAUCUCAUUAAAACGGAAAUCAUGGACGCGAAGAAAUUCCGAGAUGAUCCGGAACUCGUCACCUCUUUGCGUUGGAUUUCCAUGCACACGAAAAAUCGAAAGAACGCGUGGACGUUGAAACAAUUCCGCAAAAUCGGUUUCUUUGGUCCAGACGAAGAGUACUCCCCGGACAGCAUAAAAACCAAAUUUGUGUUCGUCUUCAUGCAAUUCAUCUACACCACGAUAACCUUCGUCGUCGGCACGGCGUGUUACGUCAACUUUUACGUGCACACGUUCAUCAUUUUACUCUGUUUCAGCUUUUGCGUUUGGAACGGCGCGACGUAUUACAUCGAGAUUUUCAGCAGUCGAUACCAACAGUACAUCUCCGUCGCCGAGGAAAGGGAAAGAAUAACACGAAUGAGCUCCGAAGACUUAGCCUUAGGAGGAGACGAAGGAGAACAGCAGCAGCAGCAAAGGCCUUUAGAUGAUUUAGAUCGCAUAUUGAAGCAUCCCAGGUGA